This is a messenger RNA of Paramuricea clavata, 6023 nucleotides long. Lineage: Eukaryota; Metazoa; Cnidaria; Anthozoa; Malacalcyonacea; Plexauridae. The record is from the annotation of a GenBank genome assembly.
AACAUUGAUUUGCUUGAACAGGUCGGCUAUUUCACAGGACAGAUCCUCUAGAGUCAAAGGUCAGAGUCACGCAAAUUAUAGCUAUGUAUCGUAUUAGCUGGAGUGAAUUGGUUGGAAAGAUAGUCGGGUACCAUUUUAUUGAUCGUUUUGUAGAUAAGAAUUGCUGAGAGCGUCUAGAUUGUCUCAGUUUAAGGUGUGCAAGUUCGCAGAAAAACGAACAUUAUAAUCAGUUCUGGUAAUAAUUCGUAAUUUUUGGUUAUAAUUGAAUUCUGCGCAGACUUUGCUAUUUACAGCGGUCUUGCCCCAACAUGAAUUGAAAUUUGAAACUCUAUCACGUGAAAGAUUUUUGGGAUUUUUCUCCACAGAAAGUCGAGCUCCGAGUGGCGAGCGCAAGUGUAUUUGAAAAGAUUCGAAGUGGCUAUUCUUACUGACGAAAUUUACACAAAUAAAAAGCUGGUAGGUACGACUUUAAUUAAAACGAAUUGAAAACAGACGUCCAAUUUCGAGGAACUGAAAUAGUGUGUCCUGGCAUUUCCGCGUUUAUAACCCCUGCCAACAGCCUGGCAAACGGCUUAUAGACAGAAGCAUUGUUUUCGGAUUGUGUUUGGAGGAGAAUAAAUGAGUUGAAUUGCUCAAUUUCUACCAUGUGACCAUUUAUCAAAUGUUUACUACUUUCCUGAAACCGCAAAGUUAACUACUAACUAGGCCUGUUAUGAAUGUUACUGUUUUGCCGAAUAGCGCGCAGACUGUGAUAUCGCACGCGUAUAUAACAAUGGAACCAAUACCAGCUGACAAUUUCAAAAAAUCUAUAGUACAGGACAUAAUCCGAAGAUUAGUAUCUUGAAACCCAAAAUAUGAGUUAAACAAGAAAAUAAGUGAGUAAUAUUUCGAUUUCAUUACAAAAUCAUCAUCAGACUAGUUAGUCUGAUGAUGAUUAAAAUCGAAAUAAUUACUCACUCACUUUCUUGUUUGACUCAUAUUUUGGCCGGGUUUCAAGAUGCUAAUCUUCGAAUUAUGUUUUGUACUAUAUAUAACAAUGGCACUGUAUUUUAUCCUCGUAAAUAUAUCACUUUCAAUUCUUUGAUUGCUUAAUGAUAUGUAAUAUUUGGGGUAAAAAUAAUGUGAGUAUACAUAUAUGUCCGGUAAUUUCCGGUACUUGUUUACUUAUGAAGGUGACAUCGCUUCCCUCUUGACAAAUAAAGUUUUAAUUAAGCCCUUCGAGUUAAAGCAAGGAAGUCAGAGGCGGGCCCCCUGUGGUUAAGCCCUUUUCGAGUUAAGCCCCUGCCACGCCCUGUUUCGCCUCGAAGGGCCAAAGUUAAGAGGGCAUGAGAGUUGGCAGUCACGUGAGCAUGGCUAGCUUUUCUUAAUGCUUCCCAACACUAUCAUGUAGAGCUUGAAAUAUCCCCAGCAACAAUGCGCAACUGUCAUUUAUAUUUAAUUUCAAAAACUAAUUGAAAAUUACUUGCCAAUGAACUUACUAGAUCGAUCGUUUCUGAAGCAAUUUAAAACAUUCUAAUAAAAUACAGUACAAUGAAGACUCGGAAGAAAUUCAUAUUUUUAAUUCAAAGUUCGACUACUGUUGAGUCAUAUAUACUAAAACUGUCUGUACCAGUGUAGGUAGUACCAAUGUGAAAAUGCUGUGCUGAGUGGUUAUAUUACUACCUUAAAAAAUAAGCAGAAACUCGACGUUUCGAGCGAAGGCCCUUUGUCUCUAACUCUUGACGAAGGGCCUUCGCUCGAAACGUCGAGUUUCUGCUUAUUUUUUAAGGUAGUAAUAUAACGCACAGCAUUUUUACCGUUGAGUCAUCAUUAGGAAUUAUAAUAAUAAUAAUAAUUUAUGAUAAUUCCUGAUGACGACUCAAGAGUAGUCGAAACGUCGGAGUUUCCAUUGUAUUAUAAGAGAUAAGAGAGAUAAUUCAUUCGCAGUGCGUGUUUUAUCAGACCUAAUCAGUAAAGAUACUCGGCUUCGUCUCGUAAAAUUAUUAUGAACUGAAAAAAAUUCUCAUUAUUUAUAUAGCACCAUGUAAAACACUUUACUUAAAACCAACUACAAGUGAGUACCUAUAGGCCGAUUUACACUACACAAUUUUUACCUAAAACUGUCGCAUGCAACCUGCUUACAACUUGGGUUGCACUGUGUAAAUCAAGCACACAACUCACCUACGACAACAUAAGUGAGAUGUGUGCUCGAUUUACACAGCACAACUGAAGUAGUAUAUGCAAAAGUUGUGAUGUAUAAGCCAAUUUACGCUACACAACUAUUUCCAUAACUGUCGCAUGCAACAUGCUUACAACCCGACUUUUACCAUGUAAAUAGUCAAGCACACAACUCAUCUACAACGUGGGAAAGUGGUGCGCUUGCUUUAUACAAUACAACAGAACACGAGUUGUGAGCAGGUUGCACGCGACAGUUUUAGGCAAAAGUUGCCCAGUGUAAAUAGGCCUUAUAAGAAGCAUAUCAAGUUGUACAAUUCUAUAUUCUAGGAGUGAAGAAUGUCGUUAUCAAGACAAGCCAAAAAACAUCUAUCAAUGACCUUUGUAAAAUUGGAAGAACUAGUCACGUGUGGUUUGUGCGAUGAAUUGCUAAACAACCCCAAAGUAUUCCCGUGUCUUCAUUCGUAUUGUUAUGAAUGUAUCGUGAAACUUUCUCAGCUUCAAUGUCGCUUGGUGUGCCCAGAAUGCCAUGUUCCAGUGAAGGUGAGAUCAUUGCAUGGGCCAAGUUUAUUUAUACAGGGCCAGAGCAAAAGGGGACGGGGCACAUACUUUUUUUGAGCUGCAUAGAAGCGAGGCACAAAGAUUUUUCCUGCUUUGCAAGGUGAUCAAAUAACUACAAGUGAGAGGCCAGGGCGCUGGGAUUCUCUUUAGGAGAAGUUCAGACCCGCAAGGGUCGCAGUGUCAGACAUCUCGCACAUUUCAGCGAUUUCCUCUAGCUGAACAUGGUAAGCAACUCUACGGUAAGCCCUGCACUGCACAAGCUUUCUUUACUGACAGCAUGGAUAAUAAAAUAAAUGGAUAGGAUUCUAGCUGACGUCACAGUCUAAACCUAGUUGCAAUCUGUGACGUCACACGUAUUGCAAAGUUCUCGGCAUUUUUGUUGUUUCGUUAUACUUUUCGCUUUAAAAGAGUAAAUACUGAAGCAUAAACUGAUCUAAUUGUUUUAAAAACAUGCCUAAGCCACGACAAAGUAUUCAAGGUAAAUGUUUUUCGUCUUUGUUUUGCACUUUUUUACAUUUGUAGUUACCAAAUUGGCGUCCCCAAUUUUAACGAAAUUUGGGAUGCAGUUUUCACUGUUUAGUGCUUGAAAUAUUUGUUAAAAUUGACUGGGAAUACUUAGAGAUUUCAUCGUAGAAUGGCGUAGUUAUAUUCAUUUGCUCGUUAACUAAAAUGUUUAGCUGUAUUAUUGCUAAACAUGCCGUUUUUGAGAAUUUGUUUUGCAACUAGGUUUCAACAUCCAAUCACGCCAUCAGCCCAUUGAAAACAUUAGGUCACGUCAGCUAGUUUCCUAUCCAUUUAUUUUAUUAUCCAUGCUGACAGUACUGCGGGCAGUAGCAAAGUUCUGAGUGGGGCAGGAGAUUUUAUCACACCAACCUAAGCGGGACUUGCUUUUUUCUAACAUUCAAAAUUGAUUUGCUCCGGCCCAUACUUGAUUUGCUCCGACACAGCUUACUGUAGCCACUACUUUAGCUGAUUGUCAAUUAAGCUAUAUUUGUGCUUACUGUACCAAUCUUAUCAUUAUAAGUCUGUAUAACAUUGAUUCAUUUUAAUAGAUUGGUAAUCCACCUGAUCUUUCCAUCCUGCCAACAAAUUUCUUCGCCAACAACGUUUUGGCGACACUGAGUUUGGGCGACAACGACGAUGCUCCAGCUUUGUUAUGCGACAACUGCGAAGAACCCGAGAAGCCUGUGGAAAAACGCUGCAAAAAUUGCCUGCAGUUCCUGUGCGGACCAUGCGCCGAAUAUCACCAAAUUUCAUGCGAUACGAAGAACCAUGUUCUACAGUCGAAAGACGAGUUAAAAUACAACGAACCGGCGAAGAACGCGAGGCCUCUGAAGCGCAGCAAACAUCAUGAACUCAUUAAAUUUUACUGCGACACGUGUCAGAAAACUAUUUGUAUGGCUUGCUCUGUGCUUGAGCAUAAACCACACAAGGUCGUUUCGCUGGAUGAUAGCGCCUCGAAUGCCAAAGAAGAAGUCGAAAACCUUUUGAAAAAAGUUAACGAAAGAGUGGAAACAAUCUCUGUAGGAAUCGGCGUAGCUGUAGCCAAAAGCCAAGAUAUAACUUCCAGAGAAGAGGCGUGCAAGUCCCAGAUUGAAACGUUUUUCGCACAGUUACAUGAGGAAAUCGAUGCCGAAAAGCAAAACAUGCUGGCAAUAACCGCAUCGACUACAGAACGCCAAAAAAGUGAAGUCGAAGAACCGAAGAAGGUGCUGGACCUCGCGCUCUCUACGUGCCAAAAUGGUGUGAAUUUUGCAAAGCGUACUCUUGAAAACGGAAACGACGUUCAACUUUUGAACAUAAAACCAACCAUCACACAAUAUCUGGUUAACUUAAAAAGCGUGGAAGAUGAAAUCACUCCCAAAGUAGGAAACCCGGUUCGAUUUUUAAAAAAAGAAUCCCCAAUUCAGUCUUGUAAAAAGUUAAUCAAAGAUAUAUGUUCUGUCGAAGAGGUAGCUGUCUGUCCUGCAAAGUGCGAAGCGAAGUUUCUAGAUCCAACGCUUAAAGUCGGGAAGAGAUCGGUGAUUGUUAUAACAUGCAAGGACAAGGAAGGUCGGAUUAUCAGCUCGGGUUGUGGGAAAGAUGAAAUUCAGGUGAUCCUCAAUGGUGUGCAGCUACAAGAUGCCAAAAUAUCGGAGAAGCAAGAUGGCACCCAUGAGAUUUCAUUUGUGGUAAAUGAGCUGGGGACGUUCCAGUUUGAACCAAAGAUCAAUGGUGUUGUGGCUCCAGGUUGUUCUCUUGAAGCAGAAGUGAAAUGGGAGCUAAGUGAUGUUCAUGGCAGUGGGUAUUUACGAAUGAAUGGACAGAUGCUCAACUGCAUGUCAGGAGAGGGUGAUGUGGGGACAUAUUGUUUUAGAUUGGGGAUACACUUAUGAUAUCAGGUAUUGUGAAAUAUUUAAAGGAAAGUUUAUACAUUCCAUCUAUUGAAAGGCUGGGAGGGGGAGUCCUCCCAGCUGCGAGAACUUGCCAUCCUGUGGCCGAUUGGUACGAAAAUUAACCAAUCAAAAUCGCGUCUAUUAGAGUAACUACUAUUUAACUAGGAACUCUCGAUUUCAGGAGCACAUCACUGGAAAGUCGAAGUCAGUCAUGCAGUACAAGACGCAGAAGAGUGUUUCCAAGGUCCAGAGGGCCCAACAUUUGAGGUUGGUGUCAUCAAAGCUUGCGAUGAUUAUACUGAAGCCAGUAUCGUGGACGAAAUUACGAAGAAAUGGGUUUACUCUGGACCAGCGAAAAAAAUUACCACUGUCUUUUUGAAUCUUGAUAUGGGGAAAAAAUCCUUGGUAGUUUCGCCUGGAAAGUCGAAGUUUAGUUUUCUACGGAAAGUGUUUCAUGUGAAUGCUGAUGUGGUGUUUCCAUUUUUCUCCGUGAAUUGCCCGAACUGCAGUCUUAUUGUACAUAUUCUAAAAUGAACUCAUGCGAUUGCGAUGCCUAAAAAGGUUUAUUUUUUGAAAGCUAAGCACUAUUUAGAAAAGCUUUCUACUCGCAAUCUCGUGUCUUCAUUAGAGUAUUAUAUAGUGGUGAUAAUCAGGGCGCAAAACUAUAAUGGACAGACUAGGAUUGUCGUACGUUGACGGGAAAAUUGUUGCAUGCGAAAUACAUGCAUGCACUGUAUCAUAUAAUGCAUUGCACAUAGUACACGAAACUCGAGCAGCUAAACAAUUUAAAAAGAUAAAUUUUGUCUGUAUUCCUGCGAGGUGGGACAGUGUUAGUGCAUGUUUUGUACGUGUACAUUACAACUGUGAGUGUGAUUCGACGUUGCUUGCUUAUUUCACCUCGACAGUCAUAUGUGAGAAGAGUGUACUGUGCUU